This is a messenger RNA of Wasmannia auropunctata (little fire ant), 2119 nucleotides long. It is a transcript of the gene Slob, whose product is annotated as slowpoke-binding protein. The record is from RefSeq and is a predicted model, not a curated record. NCBI's taxonomy places the organism in Eukaryota, Metazoa, Arthropoda, Insecta, Hymenoptera, Formicidae. The transcript is spliced from 9 exons. The coding region runs from base 17 to 1645 and encodes 542 amino acids.
UAAUCGCGGCGCAAUCAUGUUCAAUCUCUAUCAGAGUCUAAACAAGAAGGACGACGGUGACGGGCAGCGGAAUCGCGAGUCGGAGGUGACCGGUCACGACAGAUUCUGUCAGCAUCGUACCGGUCACUCGAGCACCCGUCGCCGCCGCCGUGCCGUCAACCGCAGGACGCAGAGCGCCACCGAGCUAAACGCCAGGGCGAUGAGCACGGCGCGGGGCUCGUUGCGACGGGGUCGCAGCGUGAGCACGGAGGACGAGAACGAGAGCGAGGACGACAAGGGCCAGCAUCAGCUGGCGAACAAGCUGGACAAUCUGGCGCGGCUGCUCUUCAGCCGCGUGUCAGCGGCGCGGGGAUACAAGGAUCAGGGAGACGUCAACCACAGAGCAACGUGGCGCGUUAGUGGUACGCGACCGCACCGUAAUCCGUGGCUCGCGAAUCUAAUCCGCUUUUGUUGCUGCCCGAGGCGCGAUAACGCAGAGGAGUUGUCUAGGCGAACGCAAAGCCACGCGGCAUCUUUCGACGACAGGAACGGCCGUUACACGGCGCUGAAUCACGGGUCAAAAUCUGUCAGCGAGGAUGGAGCCGAGUACAUGGAAAUGGAGAAGAGAUCCCGCGAUCGUGCUUUAUCAAUUUGUCGUGACUAUAUCGGGAAAACACCGCGUUUCGUUCUCAUUAAACAGCUCAACAACAUCGGAUCGAGAGUAGAUAAGUACUGGUUCAUGGUGAGAGACACGUCGCUGAAAACGGACCGACUGUUGACUUUGGUACCGUUGAAUUGUAACUGUCCGCUGACCGUCUGUCCCUCCACCAAGGACAUCUUGAACAAUCUGUUCCUGGCCUUACAACACCCCUACGUCUGUCCUGUCUUUCACGUCGAUUUUCUGGAGUAUGAGGACCAAACGUACAUCGUCCUGGUGCAGCCCAUCAACCAGGGCAGCCUCAAGGAUCUAGUAUACGGCAUCGAGCGAAACUGCUGGAAUGAGGACUGGAUUCAUAAGUAUGCCGCGCGAGGCAAGGGACUCACGCUACCACAAGUGCAACGAAUGGGACGGCAGAUAUUGGAAUCGCUGGUGUUUUUGAAGGAACGAGGAUUUCCCACGGUGACUCAUCUCCAUUCGGGCAACGUGGUGAUUCAAAACGGGGUCGCAAGACUGGCCGGCCUGGAGAACACCCUCUUAGGUUUCACCAGUCGCAUACAUCCCAUCGUGACGUCCCGAUUAACGCACUCCACCUCGAUCGAUAUUAUAUGUUUCGGGCAUAUGCUAUUCGAAAUGUGCGCCGGCUACGAAUUAUGCACCUUCAGACCAUCUGCCGUCCAGCUAUCAGACAUCGAAAUGUAUCCGCAGGUCGUGAGAUUUCUUGAGUUGAUAUUCACGGAAUCGGAAAAUCACUUCACCAGCAUAGAGGAAUUGUUGAUCCACGAUCUCUUCCGGAAUAUCGAUCUUCGCGAGAUGCGAUGCGCGGCCGUAACUGUAUUUCGUCCGACUUUGACACCAUCUAUAAUGAGCCUGCUCGACGGUAUUAAACGGCAAGACGCCGGAAAAGGAAUUACGAGUAUCGACAGCGAGGACGCUUGGUCGCUGAACAGCUUUGAAGGAUCCUUACUCACGCAAAUAUACAACGAGCUUUCACAAACAGCUUUAUAAGAUGGGAACAAAGUCUAUAUAUAAAUAUAAAUAUAUAUAUAUUAUAUAAUAUAUACAUAUAUUUAUAUUAUAUAUACGUAUAUUUUAUCUUGAAAAAAUGCACGUUCCUAUUAUAUUUGCAAAGUGCCAAGAAAACGAUUAACCCGUUAAUUCUACCAUUUAUUAUAAUAUAAAGCGCAUGUCAUAGGAUUUGUACAAUGACGAUGUAAAGAUGAUUUAUGGGCUUUCUUCACCUUUAUCUUCGCGUUUAUCCGAUACAGAUAAAAAGAAAAUUGUAAAUCAUUAAAAAUAAUUAUUUUUUUAGUUAUAAUUCUAGAAACGAAUAACACAAUCCCUCACACACACACUCUUUAUAGAACCUGAGAAUUAUUUUAGAUUUGUAAUUAGACAUUAAUUUUAAAUUGUGAGAAUUACAAUAGAAAAAAAUCAGAUAAUAAAUAAAAUUGGGAAAAGCGUAAAUUGAGCUAAACACCA